This is a messenger RNA of Saprolegnia parasitica CBS 223.65, 1114 nucleotides long. RefSeq lists its product as hypothetical. The transcript has 2 exons. Lineage: Eukaryota; Oomycota; Saprolegniomycetes; Saprolegniales; Saprolegniaceae. Gene Ontology annotation, cellular component: cytoplasm. The coding region runs from base 58 to 939 and encodes 293 amino acids. The record is from RefSeq and is a predicted model, not a curated record.
CGCACCUUUCUCUCAUUUUUCCAUUCGCCGUCGACAACGACCACCAAACUCCUCAAGAUGCAGCAACGCAAGCUCGGUAGCCAAGGCCUCACCGUCUCCAAGAUCGGCCUUGGCACGAUGGGCAUGACCGCCUUCUACGGCGAGUUUGACCGCGAAGCCGCCGAAGAGCCCAGCAUCGCGACGAUUGGCAAGGCGCUCGAGCUCGGUAUCAACUUUUUGGAUACUGCGUGGAUCUACCAGUCCUUCGGUGUCGACGGCAAGCCCAACGUCACCAAUGAGGCGCUCGUGGGCAAGGCCAUCAAGCGCUUUGGUCGCGACAAGUUUGUCAUUGCGACCAAGUUUGGCCUCGGUGUUGCCAACGGCCAGCGCUUCAUCAGCGGCAAGCCGGCCUUCAUUCGCGAGCAGCUCGCGCAGUCCUUGGAGCGUCUCGGCGUCGACUCGGUCGAUCUCUACUACAUGCACCGCAUGGACCCGUCGACGCCAAUUGAGGAGACCAUGCAGUGCCUCAAGGAGCUCGUCCACGAAGGCAAGAUCAAGUACGUUGGUCUGUCCGAGUGUACGUCGAGCGAGCUGCGUCGCGCCCACGCUGUGCACCCGGUCUCGGCCAUCCAGAUGGAGUGGUCGUUGAACUCGCGCGAUAUUGAAGACUCGGUCGCCAAGACGGCGCGGGAGCUCGGCGUCGGCAUCGUGGCCUACUCGCCGCUCGGCCGCGGCCUCUUGACCGGGGCGAUUGCGUCGGCGGAAGAGCUCGACGCCAAGGACUGGCGCAAGGGCAACCCUCGCUUCGCCGCGGAGAACCUCUCCAAGAACAUUGCCACCGAUUCUUUGACCUUGCCAAGGCCAAGGGCGUCACGCCCGCGCAGCUGGCCCUCGCUUGGGUCCUCCACCGGGGCGACGAUGUGGUGCCGAUUCCGGGCACGAAGAGUCAGGCCCGCUUGAUCGAGAACGCUGGCGCGGCGACGGUGCAGUUGACGCCGGACGAGAUCGUCGCGAUCGAGCAGUCGAUUCCGGAGCAAGUCGGCGGUCGCUACGCCGACGCCGAGAUGGCCAGCACGUUUCAGGGCCGCGCCUAAGCAUAUCGUUUAAUGUAUACAUUGGCCGUAUCGGUAUCCAA